Molecule: messenger RNA, 3482 nt
Organism: Chelonus insularis
Lineage: Eukaryota; Metazoa; Arthropoda; Insecta; Hymenoptera; Braconidae
Gene: Nop17l
Product: Nop17 like
Exons: 3
Coding region: 580-3156 (858 amino acids)
Biological process (GO): axonemal dynein complex assembly
Cellular component (GO): cytoplasm
Source: RefSeq, a predicted model, not a curated record
CCAAACUUUGUAUACGUGAAUUUUAUUCUACAUUAAUUAAUAAACAUUCAUUCAAUUUAUUAAUUGAAUUAUUUAUAUGAUAGUGAGAUAGAUUUAAAAAAUUUUAACUUUGUGAUAUAAUCGUACUAUUAAACAUAAAGUCAUAACAGUAAGCAGAGGUUUAUUAAUUGAUCGUAAUUAAACGUGCCGGGUACAAACGUAAUAUAAAAAGUUGCUAAGAAAUUAUUGAUUAACGUGCAAUGCUUUAGUUUCUUGAGAAAACAAAAUAAUUUAUUAACGUUUUAAAUACAUCGUACUACAGAGUAAAUCCAAUUUUAUUCGACAAGGUGAUUUAAAUUAAGGUUAAGGUGAAUUAGUGAUCAUAUGAUAAAAAAACUGUCAAUUGAAUGAACAGUUGAUUUAGAAAACUGCAUAAACGCAACUUUUUGAUAAGAAUUAAAUUCAUAUUCAACUGCAAUCAUUAAAAAAUAGUGAACUUCAGAAUUUCCAAUCUGCGCUCCCUAGGAAUAACAUUUUUUUAUGAAGAAUGAACACGGGAUUCAUUUGAGUAUAGUUUAUUUGUAAACAGUUACCCGGAAGAUGGAUGCCUGUGACACACAAAGAAAUAAUUGGGAAGAUUUAGAAGUGACCAAGUCGGAAUUAGAAACUUUAAGUGAUUGCAUGAAACAAGAUGAAUUUCGUAAAUUGUUAAUUGAAUACGCGGAAGAGGUGACGAAUCCGGAGAAUCGCAAAAUUUAUCAAGAAGAAAUUACUAAACUCGAACGUGAACGUGGCGUCGACGUAACUUUUGUCAACCCUGAACCGGGUUACGUCAUUAAAACAAGUUUAAAUGGAGAAAAGAAAUGUUUUAUCAAUAUUAGUAAAAGUGAAACUAUUGGAAAACCAUCAAGUCAACCGUCAUAUGAAAAUGGACAUCCUGGAUUAAACUGGUCGAUUCCCCACACUCUAACACCCCCUCGUGAUGACCUGGAUAAUAAGAGGCUUCGAUGUACUGUUUUCGAUGUUGUAUUUCAUCCAGAUACACUUUAUUUAGCUUCUAAGAAUCGCAGAUUUCGAGAAAUUGUAAAUAAUACUGCUCUAGAUGGAGUAGAAAAAAAUUUUAAGGUUGUACUAGAUCGAAAAAACCUCAAAUUUCCAAAGAUGACUUUUAAAGGAAUGAGUCAAUCAGCUGUAAUUAGGAAACAGUGUGAAAAACCACCUGAAAAGUCAUCUAAUAAUGAAGACGAAGAAGAAGAAAUUUACCAAAAAAUCAUGGCGAGUUACGAUGAAGCACGAGAGAAAUACAAUAAAGUUUUAGAAGGUAAACCUAAACGACAAUCACCAAAAACCAUCUAUUACAGACAUGAUACCAACAUAGAAGAUAUUAGUUCACCUUAUUCAACUCCAAAAUAUGUCAUAAAACAUCAAAGCGAUAUAGAUAUUCAGGAUUUUCGAAACACGAAGGAUUCGAAACUUCACGCAACGAUUCCCAAAAAUCUUGUUGUUAGUAUUGAUUUGCCACUCCUUCGUUCUGCUUCCGAUGCUAGUUUAGAUGUUCAAGAACAUUCUCUUCUCGUUUUAAGCGAGAAACCAGCUAAGUAUCGUUUGGAGUUACCAUUGCCUUAUCGCGUUGACCCAGAUCAUGGCAAUGCAAAAUUUGAUAUGACGAAAAAAAAGCUAAUCAUUACACUGCCAGUUUUACGAGAGGCCAUUCAACUUCCAGAGUUUAAAGAUGAUAGUGGGGUAGAAAGUGAUCAUGGAAGUCCACCAGCAACGCUAAUAACUGAACAAAACGCAGGCGUUUCAUGUUCAAAUGAUCACAAUCAAUCACUAUCAACAAAUAAUAUUGAUCAUGAAGAUAGCUUGAAUACUGACGAUGGUGAUAAUAAUACUAAUUGUGAUAAUAGUAAUCAUAAAAAUACUUCCAAUACGUUAAUCAGGGAGGUUUCUUCAGAUAGCAAUCGUUCUGAUGAUUCUGGUUGUAAAAUCACAGAUGUUAUUGAUGAAGAGCCUCUCAUGAAUGAAAAUACUAUUUAUUCGUAUCCGUACUAUACUUGUAAUAUCUACGAUUGUACCUUUGCUCUAGUUAUUCAUGUUAAAAAUGUCGAUUCUGGAUCAAUUCGUUAUAAAUUUCUUCAUGAAAAUUGUGGUAUUCAUAUUACGUUUUCCUCGGUGGGAGCGGGGUUUUUUCCUGUUUAUUACUCGUUAUGUUUGAAAAUUGAAGAAAAUGCUUUCAAUAAAGAUACUAUUACCGUUGAACCUUGGGAUAAUAACGUUGUAUUCACUGUAACAUUAAAUGAACUUAAUAAAGAAACAACCCAAUAUUUUGUUGGGUUAAAUGAGGAACUUAUGGAAGCUAAAGAUCUGCCUAAUAAAACAUCUCUUAUAGAAAAAUUUGAAUCUCUUGUUGAAGAAAAUGAAAAAAUAGAAGAAAUAGAAAAGAGAGUCGAAGUAUACAGAAAAAAUGAAGAAGAGGUUGUCAUUAAUAUAUCUCCUAAUGAAAAUCAUCCGGACUCUGAUGAUGAGGAUGAGACAUGUGACAGGAAAAAAACAGACUGUAAUCUCCAAAAAUAUCGAUCAAUAUCAGAAAGUAGUGGUGAUGAGCUUCCAAGUAGUAAUAAGAAUAAAUCACGAGGAAUUCUAAAAUUACACAGUUCUAGACGAAGUAAUUUUUCUCGGUCUGUAUCUGAAUCAAGUAUUGAUGAUACAACUGGAAUACCAUCAUCGGUAGAUUUAAACUAUGAUUCUGUUCAAGAACAUUAUUCUGAAUCUGACUGUUGUAGUUUAAAGAAAACUGUUAGAUUUAAUGAUGUUGUAUCUCGUCAACUAUUCAGGUCUAACUCAAGCAUUUUAGGCCGUAGAAAAAAGAAUCAGCGAAAAUUACGCAAGAAGAAACAAGCUCAUGAACGAAGAAUGAGUGAAAGUGAAAAUUCCGAGACUGAAGAGCGAGAUAAGUUUAAAGCCAACGUUCAUAAAAACACUAAAGAAGAAAAGGCUGUGGAUAAUGUAAAGUCAAUUCUUAAUCGGAAUAAAACAUUGAAUCACCGUAAAUCUAGCAGUGACAAUAUUAAAAAUAAUAAAAAGUCAGAAAAUGACAUUAAUAACAUGUACAUCAAUAAUGCCGAGUGGCAAAAAACCGAAUUCAAAAAUGAUUUGAUAUUUGAUCUUGAUAUGUAGAGUUGUAUUGCAUGAGUAAUUUUAUGUGUGAUAGUCAAAAAAAUUGAUGAUGAGUGAUUUUUUUUAGUGAUUUAUAAUAAAUGGUUUUCGGAUAGGAACAUUCCGUGAUAUUUCGUUUACAAACUUAUUUACACAUUGAGCACUACGUACAUGAAAUAAUGAAUGAUGAAAUGUAAGACAUAUUAUCUAGUUUUUAGAAAACAGAUUUUUUGAGCCAAGGGCUUUAAAAUUAAAUGAAAUAUAUCUUGAAAAGUGAAAUUGAAUUUUUGCAGAUUUUCAAUGUCUUUAUUGAUGAAAUAGAUAAUGUAUUUUUCAAUUUUACAAUC